Messenger RNA from Didymodactylos carnosus, 1011 nucleotides. Lineage: Eukaryota; Metazoa; Rotifera; Eurotatoria; Philodinida; Philodinidae. The record is from the annotation of a GenBank genome assembly.
AUGAAGAUUGCUACUAUUGAGCGUAUCACACAAGUUUCUACUCAUCCAGAUGCGGAUCGUUUAGAUCUAGUUCAUGUUCUUGGUUAUCAAUGUAUAACCCCAAAGGAUAAAUACAAUAUAAAUGAUUUAGUUGUCUAUAUUCAACCAGAUAGUGUUUUACCGUUAGACGAAGAAUGGUCACAAGAAUAUUUGAAAUACGCAAGGAUACGUGUAAAAGCAAUAAAAAUAAGAGGUGAAUGGAGUGAAGGUAUUAUUUUAUCCUUAGAUCUUAUACGUGCAGUAGUUCAAAAUAAUGGAUGUGGAGUACAAGUGACAGAAAAAGAAGGUGAAGAUCUGGCAGAAUUACUUCACAUUCAUCAUUAUGAACCAGUGAUUCCACAAGGACUUAAUGCAAUUGGGCAUUUACCAUUUGGAAUACCAGAAACAAAUGAAGAAAGAUGGGAAAAUUUGAUAAACGAUCUACCGUUUAAUCAAUUAGUGGAUGUGACGUUAAAAAUCGAUGGGCAGUCGUGCACUAUUUAUUAUAAUUAUCGAACAAAACAAUUUGGUGUUUGUGGACGAAAUUUUGAAUAUGAUUUAACAAAAACAAAUAAUUUUACACAAAUCGUUAAAAAGCAAAAUUUAGCAGAUCGUCUACGAGUAUAUUGUGAAAAGAAACAAAUAUCACUUGCGCUGAGAGGAGAAUUAUUCGGAUCUGGUAUUCAAAAUAAAUCGACAAAUUCACACAGUAAACAGCCAUUACAAUUGGCCAUAUUUUCUGUAUUUCUGUUAGAUCAAAAAAGACAUGCACGUAAGAAUGAUGGCGAACUUUACUUUCAUAAUUUAUGCAGAGAACUUGAAAUACAACAUGUACCAGUUUUAGAGGAAAAUGUUGAAUUGACUCAAGAAUUAAUCAAUAAAUAUUCAAAAGAAUUGAAACUAAUCAAUAACAAUCCAUUUGAAGGCGCAGUAGUACAAUAUGAACGUGGAUCAUUUAAAAUAAUUAAUAAACAUUACGAUUCAAAAAAUUAG